ACUCAGAAUUUCUCCAAAUCGAACAUUGUCUCUGCUUUUAAAAUUCAAUCUAAAAGGUUUGAAUUCCAAUUCUCAUCAUUUAACAACCUUCUUCAGAUUUCGGAAAGACGGCGAUGGAAAUCCUUCCGUUUUUGGAUCAAUCUUAGCUUGGUAAAUUGGUUAUGCUCGUGCUUUGAAUUCAUACUCCUAAAUCCGGCGGUCACCUUUUCGACUCAAAGUUAUAAUGUUGGUAACCGAACAAUUAUCUUCACUUUAGAUUCAAAUGCUUCGGGUUUUUUUGUCAAGAUUAUUGAGGAAUUUGUUAAUGGAUAUACUGUUAUUGUUGUUCCCGAGGGAAUAGGUAGAUUUGGAUUUAGGUUUUUCCUUGCUCAUCUUCAUAAGGCAGGUCUCAUGUUUAAGAGCUGCAAACGUCCUUCAUCUACUGUAGAAACAACUGUUUUUGGUUUUCAUGAGAGUAACCCUACUCUUGAACAAUUUGAAGCCCCUGCUUUGGGAAAUAAAUGUACAGAAGAGGGUAUUCAAACUCCUGCUGUUGAGGUAGAGGUUUCCAACAUAGCGGAGGCCAAUCCUACUGAUGACGGCAAGGUAAACUAUCCAAACUCUCUAGAGAGAGAGCAUGUGUCCAACUCUUUGCCAGUUUUGAAAGAAGAAGAUACUCAUGCAGGUUAUGAUGAUAUGGCCAUGACCAUUGCUGAAAGGGAACCACUAUAUGCUGCUAGUUCACCAGCUAUAGUCGGCAUUGGAUUAUCAAUGCACUUUUCCUCUUCUGCUCAAAAUAGGACAAGGGUUUUCCUUCCAAAGCAUACCUCAGGCCAAUCUAAGCCUACAAUUGGAUUGCUGCAUUCAUACAAUACUGCUGUUUCUACAGAUCCUAGGGGAGCAACUCUUGAGGUUCAGAACUUGGAGGUAUUAAGGGAUUGUUGUCCGAUUUCUAGUUCUCACACUGACCAAACUGCAUCAAGGAAUGAUCUCAGCUCAGUAAGCCAAUAUUCUUCAACAAAUAAUCAGGACAACUAUACGGUGACUCUAAAUGCUCUUGCAACUCCUUUCCAUCCAAACUUUAGGGAUAGCAUACGUGAUAUCCAUGAUAACCAGGGCAAAUCUCUGAAGGAGUUGAAAGCAAUGUCAAUUGAAAGGGAGUUGAAAGCAAUGCCAAAUUCAGAGAUGAAAAAGGUUGCCCCCCUAAGCAUUUUGGACUUGAAUUCAGCUUAUCAACAGCCCAUCAACCUCAUGGACAUGCCCCUAGGAAAUUUUGGAGAGGAAGAAAGGCACAGCUCAGACAAAGAUAAAUCAGACGAUAGCGACGAGCACAUUGAAGAAGACAAUAAUGGCGACCAUGCCUUGCUAAAAGAAGAAGCAGUUCUUUUCAGAAGCAAGGGCAAAGGGAAAAAACAAGCAUGGAAGAACAUUGAGGUCACCUUGGAUACCCAACCUUUGGGCAAAGGAAUCAAGAAGAAGAAGAAAAACAAAUAGUUCUUGUCAAUUCCUCUUCAUUACCAUAGUUAGAACUACUCACAUGCUGAAUUUACCCUGCCGUCGUCUUGUGCCUGCCUAAUCUUACAGAACUUCUUGGAGUCUUCGCGAUUUCUCCCCGGCCUUCUCGGUUGUGCCCUAGUGCGAAACUAAGCCCGUCUCUCCGAUUCGAACGUCUACUCUUGCUAGCGCGCUAGGGUUAGGGAACCCUCAAAUCUCAAACCUCUCUUCUUAGCUUUGGCUCGCAGAGAGGGAAUGAGAGAAAUGGCCGGCCCGGCCCCCCUUCAGCAUGUCAGUAGACUUUACGGAGCCAAACUCGUUUCUUACAACUCGGAUGUAAUGAACCGUUUCUUAGUUU
This is a messenger RNA of Cuscuta campestris, 1831 nucleotides long. Lineage: Eukaryota; Viridiplantae; Streptophyta; Magnoliopsida; Solanales; Convolvulaceae. The record is from the annotation of a GenBank genome assembly.